Myiozetetes cayanensis is the source of this 411-nucleotide messenger RNA. Its product is annotated as alanine aminotransferase 1-like. NCBI's taxonomy places the organism in Eukaryota, Metazoa, Chordata, Aves, Passeriformes, Tyrannidae. The coding region runs from base 16 to 312 and encodes 98 amino acids. Gene Ontology annotation, molecular function: L-alanine:2-oxoglutarate transaminase activity. The record is from RefSeq and is a predicted model, not a curated record. The transcript has 2 exons.
GAUUGUCCAGCUGGGAUGAACACCGGAGCCCCUCUGCCCCACAAGGGGCUGAUCCUGCUCCCCCCUCCCGUGGUGCUGAUCCCAAAUCCAUCCCCUUUCCCUGGGCAGGCUCAGAACCAGGCCCCUGACAUGUUCUUCUGCAUGAGGCUGCUGGAGGAGACCGGAAUCUGCGUCGUGCCCGGCAGCGGCUUCGGCCAGAGAGAGGGCACCUUCCACUUCCGGAUGACGAUCCUGCCGCCCACGGAGAAGCUGCAGGUGCUGCUGGAGAAGCUCAGCAGCUUCUACACCAAGUUCGUCAGGGAAUUCUCUUAAUGAGGGGGAGGGGUCUUCCGCCAUCCCAGCACCCCCCACCGUGUCACCCCCACCCUCCGUGUCACCCCACUCGUGUCACCCCAUCCCGGGUGGUCUCCA